Podarcis lilfordi (Lilford's wall lizard) is the source of this 13271-nucleotide messenger RNA. The record is from the annotation of a GenBank genome assembly. Lineage: Eukaryota; Metazoa; Chordata; Lepidosauria; Squamata; Lacertidae.
GCCAGCCGGGAAGGAGGAAGGCGGGCAGCAGCCCGGAGGCAUUCCUCAGCAGGCGCUUGGCAGAGCAGCAGCAUGGCCGCGAGUGAGUCCUGGCCCGGGGGGCGGCGGCGGGGGGAGCCUGGGGGACGGAUGCCGGUUCUGAGGAUGGGAAGGGGUGAGCCCAGGGGGAGAGGGAGAGGAGGGCCGGCUCCCACUCCGGGUGCCCGGGCCCCUUCUCCUCCCGCUGCUCCUGCGGGGUCCCCUCCCUGGGGAUUUCAGGGGCCGCAAGCAAGGAUGUCUCUGCUCUUCCACGGCUGGAGCCAGCAAUGCUUCUCUGGGAGUCCUUCUGGGCUCCAACCCUCUUGCUGGCUUCCCAUCAUGGGCAUCUAGUUGGCCACCAGCUGGGCUAAAUAGGCCCCUUCUGAUCCAGCAGCUACAGGGCUCUUCUUAGCUUCUUAUGGUUGCUAAAUGGAGCCUCCAUGGACAGAGGCAGUCUAGCUUAGAAUUGUGGAGAGCAAGAGUGGGAGAUGGUGGCUUUGGAGGUUCUUAAGCAGAGGUUGAAUGGCCACCUGCCAUGGAUACUUUAGUGGAGAUUCCUGCAUUGCAGGGGGUUGGGCUAGAUGACCUUUGGGGAUCCCUUCCAACUCUCUAUGGUCCUACCUGGGGCUUCCCAGAAGCAUUCAGCUGGCCACUGAGAGAACAGGAUGAGAUGGGCCCCUGGCCUGGCCCAGCAGUCUCCGCUGACGUCCUUUUGCUCUUUGGUAGAACUGCAGCUGGCGUUCAUCACUUGGCACAGCUCCAAGAACAACCUGCGGCACCGCACAGCGGAGAUGGGGGGCCAGCAGGUGAUUGCGCGGCGGGGGCAGCCCUUCACCAUCACCCUCCACUUCCAGGGUCGAGGCUACCUGCACGGAGACUCCCUGCACCUGAUUGCAGAGACAGGUAGGAGCAGGUGGGGAGGGAGAGGAAGGGGCUUGGCCUGGGGUCUCCAAUCCAUGAGAGGGGGGGAGAUACAAGACGAUUAGGCACCUGCAUGCAGGAGGGGGCUAUUGAAGGCUCUGCCUCCAGUCGGAGGCUGCAAAUGUUUCUGCACACCAGCUGCUAGAAGCCCCAGGAGGGAAAAGAACUCUUGAGCUCAAAUCCUGCUUGAUGGUUUCCCACAGACACUGGAGGCUGGACUAGGUGGGCCACUGGGGGCUCUUCUUCUGGCCCUCAGCCCUCACCACGUCCAGGGCAGCGCCAUCCUUCCUCUGAGGAGGACCUGCUGCAAGCCCCGAGGCCUCUUCUGGGUCCUGUGGUCUGCCUUGUCCACAGGGGUCUCUGCGCCCCUCCCUGUCUUCCAUCUGGACUGCCUGGCAAAUGCCGCCUGCCUGCGUGCCACCAGGCCUUAUGAGGAACGGUUGAGAGGAGAUCUGAGAGUCAUCUCCAAAUAUCUGAAGGGCUGUCACAUGAAAGAAGCUUGUUUUCUCCUGCUCUGGAUGGUAGGACUCGAACCCAUGCCUUCUAGCUGCAAGAAAUGGGAUUCCAACAUCAGGAAGAACUUUUGACAGUUAACAAUCUCCCUUGGGAUGUUGUGGACUCUCCUUCCUUGGAGGCUUUUAAAUAGAGGUCAGAUGGUCAUUUGCCCUCUAUGAUCUAGUUGAGAUUCCUGCAUUUCAGGGGGCUGGACCCCCAGGGACCAUUUUAUGAUUGCAGCCCUGAGUCCAAACAAGGCCAUUGGAGCACCUGGAGUGGGAAGCCCAGAGUUCUGCCUGCCAGCAGGUGCCAAGGGAGUCCCAGAUCCUGGCGGAGACCCAGAGGGGUCCUAUUGCCAGCAGCAGCAGCAGCUGAAAGGGUCUCGUUUAGCGGCAGCGGGUGCUGCAGACAAAAGCAGGGCCUCUAUUUUAUGUAUUCAUUAUUGUAUUUAUAUCCCACCCGUUUCUCCACGGAGCCCAAGGUCACACCCAAGGAGCUUCAUGGCUUUAUGGGGAUUUUAACCCUCGUCUCCCAGGUCUUAGUCCUCCUCCAAUCCCCACAACAGCCCUGUGAGGAAGGUUAGACUGAGACAGGCAGUGUCUGGCCCCAAAGGUCACCCCAGGAACGUCAUGGUUAAGUGUGGGGACUUGAACCCGCUCCCAGGUUGGGUCUCUGUUGCUCUACUGCAGUAGACAGCAUGGGGAGGGGCACGGUGGCCCACCAAGGGGCAGCCUCUGUGGGCAAGCCAGUUCCCACCUUCCACGGCAGUGAUGAUGAUGAUGGCAGCUCCCUUGCAGUCCAACUAGGCCAGCUCUUCCUGGCUGCUCAGUGCCCCAUUGGGCUGCCUUGACCUGGCAUGACCCCCUGCAAGAGACCCUCCAGCUCCCCUUGACUCCCCUCUUGCUCUGCAGGGCCUCAACCAGACCAGCAGGCAGGGACACAAUCCAUCUUCCCAGUGGGGCCAGGACAUCCAGACUCGAAGCGCGCCUGGAGAGCCACCGCCAGCGCCGCCAGCGGGCCCCGAUCCACGGACGUUGUUGUCUGGCCUCCGGCUGGGGCCCCCAUUGGGCGUUACCAGCUGAAGAUCCGCGUCGACUCCGACCACACCUCCAAGUUCUACUACCUGGGGGACUUCAUCCUGCUCUUCAAUGCCUGGUGCCCAGGUAGGGUGUGGGGAGACAUUUGGGCGGUUCCUUCAGACCCUGAACUGUGGGGUGGGUUUUAAUGGGUGGGAGAGAAGAUACUAAUUGCAGUUUACCCCUCUAGGCGCCCUCUCCAAUUGUAUUUCUGUGGUCUGGGUCGCUGCCUAUCAGCAAUGCAGCUCUGAGGACUCUGUUCCUUCUCAUGCUUUCUAGCAAGAACAGGCAUUUGUUAGCUUGGGCUGCUAAUCUCCCCCAACCCUGCCAGGGUCUAUUCCUUGCUCAGCGCUGCAGCGGAAGAGUCCUGGGUCUGCCUCUGGGGGCUUGGAGCAUCUCCCUGGGACCUGGGAGCACUGGGGGGGCCUUCCUGGGCAUCCGUUCAGUGGGAGGGAGCCUGGCAUUCCCCCCAGCAAUGGAGGGGAGUGGGGCCAGCACACCCAUGAGGCAAGGGGAGGCAACUGCCCCAGGCAGCAGGAUCCACAGGGGCCUGGAGGUGAGGCUGGGUCCCAGGAGGGGAAGGUGCCUCUCACAACCCUCCAAAGAAUCUCAGAAGAGCUUGCUGGAUCAGGCCCCUAUCCCGUUCUCACAGGGGCCAACCAGAUGCUCCAGUUGGGGAAACCCACAAGCAGAAGCAGAGCACCAGCGCAGCCCCUUCCCCUCCUGCGCGUUCAGAAGUGUUGCUGUCCCCAGCUGUGGAGGCAGAGCAGAGCUGCCUGGCUAGUGGCCCUCAAGAGCCCCUCUCUCCUCCCUGCCUCCUGGGGGAGGGGCUUCCCUACUCUGACCUGCCCCCUCCCCUGCCUCUCAGAUGAUGACGUUUACCUGGAGAGUGAGCUGGAGAGGGAGGAGUACGUCCUGAACGAGCAGGGCCUCAUCUACCAGGGAAACAAGAACUGGAUCCGCCCCGUUCCCUGGAACUUUGGGCAGGCAAGUACCUAAGGCGAACCCCGGUGCUGGAUCAGGCCAAUGACUCUAGCCCCAUCCUCACAGGGGCCAACCCAGUGGGCAGCCCAGUCAAGCAGCGCCUGAGACCAACCGCUUCUCCCAUUCUUGUUCACCACACUAAGGUAGAGUGGCUCUGGCCAUGGAAGCUCCAUUUAGGAAGGCAAAGUGCUGCAGCAGGUGCAGCCCACCUAGUCCAGGGCUGACUGAAGAUGGGGCUCCGAAGGCAUUACUGGACUUCCAGCCGACCUCUCCAUCCCUGACCACUGGCCUGGCUGGGACAGCUGGGAGUUGGAGUCCAGAAAGUGCAGGGGGAGAGCCACACCCACAAGCCCCAGCCAGGCAAGGCCCUGCCCUCCCUCCCUCCCUCCCUCCCCCAGUUCUCCUUGGCCCCUGCCCAGAAGAAGAACCUGGCCAGGCCAGGCCAAAGAGCAGCAAUGCAGCUGAGCCUGCAAUCGUCUGAGUUCGCUUUUCUUAGCUGCCUCACACCGAGUCAGGCCAUUGCUCCAUCUAGCUGAGUAUUGCCCACACUGACUGGCAGCAGCAGCGGCUCUCCGGGAUUUCAGGCAGGAGUCUCUCCCAGCCCCACCUGGAGCUGGAGACCUUCUGCAUGCUGAGCUGGCCGCCUUCUUUCUCCUCUUCCUCUGCAGUUUGAGGAGGGCAUUGUGGGCAUCUGCCUGAAGCUGUUGGACAGGAGCCUGCACUUCUUGCACGACCCGGGCAGGGAUUGCUCCUUGCGCAACAGCCCCGUCUACGUCAGCCGGGUGCUGAGCGCCAUGGUAAGAGCUGCUGGGACCACCCAGCGCUGUGGAACCCCCCCUCCCGAGGGCUGUUCCCUGAUCUGCUCAGGGUGGGGCUGGUGGGACCUUCUGAGAUGGGGGCCCAAAGCAGUUGGCUGGACUUGCCCUCAGCCAGGAGACAGUGCAAUGCAGAAUGCGCAAGAGGCAUCGCCUUCCCCCUGCCCCACGCCUGCCACCCAGGAAUACAGCGUACAAGCUGUUCCGGAUGGGGUUGCCAUAGCUUAUUCCGCUUAUAAAUCACUUCCAGAGAAGCACCUUGAAGCUGUUUCACAACACAGCAAAAACAAUUAAAAACCCUUUAAAAUUAAAAACAACUGCAUGUACACAGACAGUUUUCCUUCCCCCGGAAAGAGCAGGCACGUGGCAGGGGUGCUCCAGGCUCCCGUUUCGACUGCUGCAAUGCAUUGUGGGUAGGGCUGCCCUUGCAAGGUGCAGCUGCCAGGACAUUAACUGGUUGAGGAAAACACUGGUUUAGGACUCUGUUCUGUCUGAAACAAAAGAGGCUGGCUAAAGCCAUGUGGCUGGAGCAACCAGCUCAGAGCUCCUCACAUGGAGGGAGAGAGAAAAAACACAAAGGUUUGGUGACCCAAUUCCUCUCCAAGUGACAGGUGAUGACAUAGGCUGAGGCUGGCAGGGACAGCUGACUCUAUGGUUUAACCCCUUCAUGAACCAAUUAGGCUCAAACACACUAGAGUUAGGUAUAUGAGGCUGCAAGUUCAAAGUACUUUGGGAGGCUCAGUUGAGUGGCUGUGAGCUUGGCUUUGCCUGGAGGGGUCCUCUGGCACUCAUGGGGCUGCCUGCCCUCCCCCCCCCUCCAGAUCAACAGCAACGAUGACAACGGGGUCCUCCUGGGCAACUGGAGCGAGGACUAUUCCGGGGGCGUCCGCCCCACCGAGUGGAGUGGCAGCAUCGCCAUCUUGACCAAGUGGGACCACAGUGGGGGCCGGCCGGUCAAGUAUGGGCAGUGCUGGGUCUUUGCAGCCGUGAUGUGCACAGGUAGGGAUGGGGAGCAAUGCAUGCUGGGAGCAACUCCCCAGGGAAACGUGGAGGCCUCUGCUUCACCUGCAAAGCCAGAAGGGACAGUGCGGAGGGGACUGUCCAGCUACUAUUUGUCAAGAUCGUUGUGAAAUGAGAAGUAGCUGUAUUUUGAAUAGGAAAGUGAUAGGUUGCAUUUGGGAACAUGAACUUCCUCACCUAGCAAGGAAUUUAAGAAACACAGCAUUUUUCCUGACUGAAACCUCGUAGAGAGGUUGGUACUUUAAGGGGAGGUGGACGGAGGGGGGGCAGGUAGCAAUACACAGGGCAACUUUUAAAUACUGUCAGUGAAAGCAGGUGGCCCAUCUGAGCCAAAGGGAGAAGCAGGUGUGCCAGAUUUCCUUAGGGGAAAAAACAGGGGGUGGGGCGGCCAAAUAGUGGGCUGGAGAAAUGGACCCCCGAGUCCCCUGUGAUGCACACACACACAGAGAGAGAGACUUUACUCUUGGGGCCCAGAGACUGGCCCCAUGGGAAAUGGGGCAGAUAUGGGGGUCCCUGUAAGAGCCUCGCCCCAGCUGCUUUAUCACUGGAAGCUGAAGCUGCUGCUCCUCUCGCUAUUCACAUGCUCAGAGGCUAGUUACAGGAGCCAAGUACAGGAUCCCGGCAGAACUGGCACAGCCAUCCCUUCCCCGGUGGGGGGGGGGGGACAGCAGCACUUGGUUCCCCCAGCAGAAGCUGAAGGGCAGCAGGUGGGGAGGGGUCCCAGCUGCCCAGGACGGCACCCAGCUGCGCCCUCCUCUCCCCAGUGCUGCGAUGCCUCGGGAUCCCUUCACGAGUGGUGACCAACUUUGACUCGGGGCACGAGAAGGACGGGAACCUGAUUAUCGAUGUCUUCUAUGACAAGGCCGGGCACCUCCUGCCCACAGAGAGCAAGGACAGCAUCUGGUGAGAUGGGGCUGCCUCCUGGGGGGCCCUUUCCCCCUCCCGACUGCCAAAUCCUCGGGGGCCCCUUCUUCUCUGCAUCACAUGAUGGAGGGAGGACCACCCUGACUCAGGGGCUCCUUGCCGGGGAUGGAGUGAGGCAAGGGCUUUCCUUCCCAGGUGGCCUUUGACCUCAGAUCAAACCCAAGACUGGGCUCUUCUCUGCCCAAAGAGAGAUACAGCCCCAAGCGGAGGCUGGGGGGGACAUCUGUCAGGGAUGCUGUGAUUCCCCCCCCCCAUGAUGACCCCAGUGGUGCAUCUUACCACAAAGCACACCCCUCCCAGCUAGAGAGACCAUCUCUUUGGGCUCUGCUUGUCUUCUGCUGCAGGAACUUCCACGUGUGGAAUGAGUGCUGGAUGGAGCGCAGAGACCUUCCCCCCGGCUACCAUGGCUGGCAGGUCCUGGAUGCCACCCCCCAGGAGCGCAGCAAUGGUGCGUUUUCCCCGCUCCUCCUUCCAGCCUGGCCUGGGCUUGGCCUGACUGCUUCCCCAUCAUGCCUCUCUCUGUCUCUGGGGGACCUUGGUGGGCAGCCCCAUGAAGACGCUGAGCCAGUGGGUGGAAGCGGUGAAAAAGGCCAAUGUCAUGCUACAGAUCUUUAGGGAAGGAACGGGAAAUAAAACUCCCAAUAUCAUAACCUUAGAUUAUACCAGUCUAAGGUGCGACCACAUUUGGAGUACUAUGCACAGUUCUGGUCACCUACAGGAUAUUGUGGAGUUGGAAGAGGGUCAGAAAGGGCGACUGAACUGAUCCAGGGGGUGGAGCAACUGCCUUAUGCGGAAGGAAGCGCAGGGAUAUGGAUGGCUCCUGGCCAGGGUGGCCCUGCUCUGCCUCCACAGCAUCUGAAUUCCAGUUUGGGGAAGCCACAGGUGGGGAGGGGGCUCCUGCGCUCAGGUCCAGUUUGUGGACUCCCAGCUGUGAGAACAGGAUGCUGACCCGGAUGGGCCCCUGGCCUGAUCCAGCCCUGACAUUUCCCUUCCCUCCUGGCAGGGCUAUACUGCUGUGGGCCAGCCCCUGUCAGCGCCAUCCGGGAGGGAGACGUGGACGUGCGCUUCGAUGCCCCCUUUGUGUUCUCCAUGGUGAAUGCUGACCGUGUGGCUUGGCUGCUGGACGGGGCAAGGAAGGAGAAGCUCCAGUGGGACACCAGUGCUGUUGGGAACAACAUCAGCACCAAAUGCGUUGGGAGCGAUGAGCGGGAGGACAUCACCAGUGCCUACAAAUACCCAGAAGGUAGGGAGAUGGAGGAACCCACAGCCACCCAGAAAUGCGUCCUGCACCCGGCCAGCUGGCCUGACUCAGAAGUUGUAAUCUGGAUUCACCGUUCCUGCAGGCGGUUACAGAGGAGCAGAACAGAUUGUUCUGGCCUGGAGACAGAGCCGGUGGAGAGGCCUCUUGGCCAGCAGGCUCCUAAAUUGCAGGGUGCUAUUCCCUCAUCUGAAGGCUGUGAAAUUCUCAGCCAGCAUGUCUGAUCCUGCUUGUGAUGGUGGCAGCAAAGCGCCUUUAGUGGCUGGGGCACAGGGAAAGCAGGACGCCCAGGUUCCCUGGCUGCUAAGAGGCUGCCACAAGCACCUCGCGGGUGAGCCUGAGGGUUGCUGCACUGUCAAGGCUGGGCUGGGGCUGGGCUUUGUGGCGCACGAUUGUUCUUGCGAUUGGGUCUUCGAGGGCCUGGGGCCACAGGGAGGAAGCUGCCGCUGCAGGAAACCUCAAGCAGCCGGAGCACCAGCUGGGAGUGGCUUCUACGAGCUCUGCUCUAAAAAUCAGCAGCUGCAAAAUGCCUGCAAAAAGAUCCACAUGAAACCCCACAUGAGUGGGGUCAUCUGGAGUCCCUUGUCCGCAAUAUGCUGAUGACACACAGCUGUCCUUUACAUCUGCAGGUGGGCAGUGGAAGUGCUGGACUUGAUAAUAGUCUGGUCUUGAUAAUAGACUGGAUGAGCGCCAGCCAACUGAAGUUCACUCUGGAUCAGGGUGGUUCCCUAGACUGGAUGGCGGGGAGGUGGCCUUGAUGGAGUGGGUACGCAACUUGGAGGUACUUCUGGGUCAAGUGGUCUCAGUGGCCCAGAGUGCUUUCUAGCAGCUUCAUCUGGUGGCCCAGCUGCACCCUUCUGUGGCCUAUGCUCUGGAAACCUCUAGCUUAGAUGACCGCAACACAUUAUGCGUGGGGCUGCCUCUGAUGAGAGUUCAGAAACUUCAUCUGGUGCAGAAUGCGGUGGCCAAGUUGCUCACUGGGGCAAGAUGGUUGGAGCAUAUAAUGCCAAUCCUGACCCAACUGCUCUGGCUGCCAAUUUGUUUCCAGACCCAAUUCAAAGUGCUGGUGCUGACCUAUAAAUCCUUCAAUAACUCAGGAUAUGACUGCCCUGGACCCUGCGAUCAUCCUCUGAGGCCAUUCUUUGUGUGACUCCUUCCCGAGAGGUCCAGGGGGUGGAAACAUGAGAAAGGGCCUUUUCUGCAGUGGCUCCCUGCUCAUAGAAUGCUUCCCCCAGGGAGUCCCGCCUGGCGCCUUCAUUACAUGUCUUUAGGUGUUAGGCAGAAACAUUUCUCUUCUCCCGGGCCUUAGGCUGGUUAAACAACCUAUGGCUUUUUCAAGGUGUUACUGGUUUUUCUGCUUGUUUUUGUUACGUUAUGUAUUUUGUGUUUUUGUUUCGUAUCUUUAUGUUGUAAAAACUACCCUGUGAUAUUUGGAUGAAGGGCAGGCAGCUUAUAAAUUUAAUAAGUAAAUAAAAUAACAUAAAUAAGUUCAGGGCUGCUAACCUGCUGAUUCUGCUCUGCCUCCCUGGUGAGAGACAGGAACACAGUCCCAGUUGCUGGAAGCCGCGGGGGGGGGGGAGGGGGCUGCUCUUGUGCUCGGGGGUCCUGCUUGCUGGUUUCCCCUUGGGGCAUCUGCUUGGCCCCUGUGAGGAGAGGAGGCUGGACUAGGAGGGCCUCCCGGGGCCUCGUCCUGCAGGGAUCAAAGGCCUGGAAACGAUGCCUUAUGAGGAACGGCUAAGGGAGCUGGGCAUGUUUAGCCUGGAGAAGAGGAGGUUAAGGGGUGAUAUGAUAGCCAUGUUCAAAUAUAGAAAAGGAUGUCACAUAGAGGAGGGAGAAAGGUUGUUUUCUGCUGCUCCAGAGAAGCGGACACGGAGCAAUGGAUCCAAACUACACGAAAGAAGCUUCCACCUCAAACAUUAGGAAGAACUUCCUGACAGUAAGAGCUGUUCGACAGUGGAAUUUGCUGCCAUGGAGUGUGGUGGAGUCUCCUUCUUUGGAGGUCUUUAAGCAGAGGCUUGACAACCAUAUGUCAGGAGUGCUCUGAUGGUGUUUCCUGCUUGGCAGGGGGUUGGACUCGAUGGCCCUUGUGGUCUCUUCCAACUCUAGGAUUCUUUGAUUCUAUGAUCAUCUUAUGCAGACUGCAAGUAGGCUAGCAGAGAUCUGGUGCCUCUGAUGGCUCCCAAACUCCUCCGCCAGUGUGGUGUAGUGGUUAAGAGCGGUAGUCUCGUAAUCUGGGGAACCGGGUUCGCAUCUCCGCUCCUCCACCUGCAGCUGCUGGGUGACCUUGGGCCAGUCACACUUCUCUGAAGUCUCUCAGCCCCACUCACCUCACAGGGUGUCUGUUGUGGGGGAGGAAGGGAAAGGAGAAUGUCAGCCACUUUGAGACUCCUGAAGGGGAGUGAAAGGCGGGAUAUCAAAUCCAAAUCCAAACUCUUCCGCCCUUAGCCAAGCUCCGGACCCAGGGGGUGCGUGCCUCACCUCGUGCACUCACUGGCCUUGCCUUGUCCUUCCUCGCUCCCCACAGGCUCCCCGGCAGAGCGCCGUGUGUUCCUGAAGGCCCUCGGCCAGAGGCAGCCGCUCAGCCCCCCAGUGCGAUACAGGUCGGGAGUCCUUCCGGUUGCGUUCUCUGCCUCUGUGGAGGACAGGACCCGGGAGCCGCCGCCGGCCAUGGCCCAGACCUCUCUGAAGCUCCAGCUGGUGGAGAGUCCUGAGGUGGGCCAGGACAUCCAGCUGGUGCUGGCGGCCUGCAACCUGGAGUUUGUCCACAAGGAGCUCAAGCUGAGCCUCAGCGCCCAGUCCGUGCUGCACGAUGGCCACCCGCGGCCGCCCUUCUGGCAGGAGACCCUGUACCUCUCCCUCCGCCCCAGGGAAGGUAAGGCGAGCGGGAGGGGGAGCGGGCAGGCCUCCCGAGGCGCUGUCUCCGGGGGAAGGAGUGCCGCCCGCCUCUGACACGGGCCUCUUUGCAGAGACGGAGCUUCCCUGGACCAUCUCCUACCAGCAGUACGGGCAGCAGCUGGGAGAGGAUAAGCAGCUUCGCGUCAUCGCGCUGGGCGAGGAGAACACUACCUGGCUGAAGACCCUGGCAGAGAAAACCAUCACCAUGGCCAGCCCCAGCCUGGACAUCCACGUAGGCACAUCGCCUCUGGGUUGGCGGGGGUGGCACAGUGGGCUGCUCACCUGGGAGAUGGGACAGCUACUGUGGGGUCGAGUGCAGGUUUUCCAAAGGCUCUGUUCCUGGGGGCAAAGGAGCCAAGACACAUGACCGGCUCCCUCCCUGGCACACACCUUGCAACCCACGUGCCUCCCUCCGAUGUGGUUUGGGUGGGCUAAAGCCAUGCAGGCUCAGCAAGAAACAUCCCAGCCUUCUUCAAAGUGGGGAACAAGCUUGCCCCCCCCCACCGCCCAAGUUUCAGGCCAGGCAAAGAGAGGGCUGGGGGGUGGGCACCUGUCCCAAAGAGCCCCACUCCCUUCUGCUCCUAACCGCUUGGUCCUUGGCACAGGUAUUGGCCUCCGUGGUGGUGAACCAGCCCUUCCCGAUCCAGGUGGUGUUUGCCAACCCCCUUUCGGAGCCCGUGGGCAACUGCGUCUUGACCAUGGAAGGCAGUGGGCUGGUGAAGGGCCAGCCCCAGAUACAGUGAGUAAGGGGGCAGGGGGGCAGGAAGGCUGGUUGCAACUCAUCCCUCCAGGCGCCCACAUGCAUGGGGUGAACAGUUUCAAAAUCCCAUCCUUGGCAGCAAAAUUUAAAAUCACAGACUGUAAAACUUUGUUCAGGCAACAACUUGGGAAGGAAGUAAAAUAAGACUUACUUACUUUAUAACCAUGCACUGGAUCACAGCAAAAGCAAUAAUAAAAGCUAUGCAAGCAAAAUACUUACAUUUACAGUAUAACCAGCUGGCAUCUGCCUGGCACAGGCAACAUUUGCCCUCUUUGUGGUCAAAGGAAGAGAGAGGAAGAGAAAGUACUCUAUGCUCCUCCCUCUCCUAGAGAGGAGGGGAAAUGGCAUCACACAGAGCCCUCUCUACCAAUUGUAUUUCUAUGGUCUGAGUCUCUGCCUGUCAGCAAUACAUCUCGGUGCUCUUAGCUCCUUCUCCGGCUAACUAGCAGGAAGAGGCAUUUGUGAGGUUUGGCUGCUGCCCCCUUGGGGGAGGCUUCCACUCCCAGCGCCUGAUCUCCUGGAGGAAGUGCAGGCCAAAGGAUGACUGGGGAGCAACGCAGUCAGUUCACAGUUCUGCGUCUCUGCUGCUUGGGAGAUCUUUGGGGCAGGAUCCUCCCCCUGCUCCAUGGGUGUGUGAAUCUGCACGUGGCCCCUUCUCCUUCCCCGUCCACUGCCAGCUCUGGAGCCAUUUCUGAGCAGGAGCAUCCCUGGAAGUCAGGGGCCCAGCAACACAUUCAGUUGCCUCUCUGGCACCGUGGAACUACGAACAGCAGAGAGACCUACAAGCAGGAAAAUAUGUGCCUAAAGAGUCUUUAGAAAAAAAGGAAUAAGCAACCAUACAAACUGGAAGAUUUAGCAUCCUUUCUGAUUUACAGGAGCGUAGCAUUGGGGGCCAAAGCCUUUGUUGCCAGUCAGGGAGGGAGAGGAGAAGGCCACGAAGACCCUCUCCCACAGGGGCCUCCAUAUAUCUUCCUGCUCUUUGGUCAAGAGGUUGGAUGGCCACCUGUCAGGGACAGAAUCAGAGUUGGAACUGUAGAGUUGGAAGGGACCCCUGAGGGUCAUCUAGUCCAACCCCCUGCAAUUCAGGAAUCUCAACUGAAGCAUCCUUGAUGACAGAUGAUUUAUUUAUUUUCUCCACUUCAGGGGGUUGGACUAGAUGACUCUUAGGUUUCAUUCCAGCUUUACGCUGCUAUGGUUUAUGCCUCCUUGGCACUGUGAGUGCCCCCCUCCCCUCCCCCGGCCAUUUGGGGCUCAUCACUGCCUCAGAGCUGGUAAGAAAGGAAAGUGUGCCGUCCCUUUGGUCUCCUCCCUGCCAGGCUCUUCUUCUCUUUGCAGGUUGGGGCCCCUGGGCCCCCGGAAGCAGACCAGCGUCCGGCUCCAGCUGACGCCCUACAAGAGCGGCCCCCGGCAGCUGCACGUCACACUCAAGAGCAGCCAGUUCCCCCCAGUCAAGGGCCACAAGCAGCUGCAAGUGGCCCCCCGCUCGGGAUGGAGGUGUCGCAGGGACUGACUAAGCCGGAACCCCCGGCAGCGCCUGGAGGGCCACGACUGCUCAGACCCCCUUUGCCCCCUCCUAUAAAAGUCUGCAUUCCCAUCCGUCGCCGUCGCUUCGCCGGUUCCUUCUGCCGCCGCAGACCCCCGUCCAGGCAGGCAGCAGUCCUUCCGGGGAAGACGCCUCGCUAUCCUGCGCCCCAGUCCCGCGCAGACACACCGUCGCUCGUAGGGAUAGAGACACUUACCGUAAUUGUUCAAUCAAUGUCAUAAAAAACUGCGGCUUACAAAGAGAAUAAAACAAUUAGGCUGUCAAUAAAAGCAACUCUUUAGAACAUAAAAUCGGCAAUAAACUAACGCGUGUGCACAGGCUUUCCUGAACCAGAAUGUCUUGCGCACCCUGCUCUCCCCAGCGAUGCGAGAGAGGGCGGCGAAGGCGCCUGCCUGAGGUCAAGGGGCAGGGAGUUCCAGAGGGUAAAUGCUGCCGCACUAAGCGAUCGGCUUUUUAGAAAUGCAUGACAGUUUGCGCGGCGCCACCUGCUCUUUGUGGCCUGCAGGGAACACACCUGAGCCGCGUCCCGCGAAUGGGAAAAACCACACGAAGCGUGAGAAAG